Messenger RNA from Trypanosoma cruzi, 1224 nucleotides. Its product is annotated as protein phosphatase, putative. NCBI's taxonomy places the organism in Eukaryota, Euglenozoa, Kinetoplastea, Trypanosomatida, Trypanosomatidae. The transcript has a single exon. The record is from RefSeq and is a predicted model, not a curated record. Gene Ontology annotation, molecular function: cation binding; protein serine/threonine phosphatase activity. Gene Ontology annotation, biological process: protein dephosphorylation. Bases 1 to 1224 code for a protein of 407 amino acids.
AUGGGUAUACCUCUACCAAAGCCCGUUAUGACACAGCUGCGGGAGCGCCACGGCAAUGAAAUAUUCCGCUGUGGCUCAAGCUGCGUCAAUGGAUUCCGUGAAAGUAUGGAAGAUGCACACAUCAUAUACCUUCAGCCUGGAUGGGGAUUUUUUGGUGUUUUUGACGGCCAUGUCAACGACCAGUGCUCACAGUACCUGGAAGGUGCAUGGAAGGAAAUUCUUGAAAAGGAGAAAAUGCCGAUGACGGAUGAUCGCAUGAAGGAACUUGCUUUGGAGAUUGACAAACAAUGGAUGGACUUAGGCCGAGAAGGCGGCAGCACCGGUACUUUUUUUGCCGCCAUGAAGAAGGAUGAUAAUAUUCAUUUGCAAGUUGGUAAUGUUGGUGAUUCGCGCGUUCUGGUCUGCGUGAAUGGCCAAGCUAGAGCAAUGACAGAGGAUCACAAGCCUAACAACAAUGAUGAGAGACGUCGAAUUGAAGAUUGUGGCGGUCGUGUUGAGGGUAAUCGUGUUGACGGAAGCCUAGCUGUGAGCCGGGCCUUUGGAGAUCGUGAUUACAAAACCAAUACCACUGGUAGCCAACUACAGCAGAAGGUGAUUGCGCUUCCGGAUGUGACCCAUGUGGACUUAACCUGGGGUAGCAAGGACUUUGCCGUGUUGUGCUGCGAUGGCGUUUUCGAGGGUCAAUUCAGUAAUGAAGAGGUUGUGGAAUUUAUUAAGUUACAGCUUGAGACAUCAGAUGAUCUUGCAGUCAUUGCAGGUAGAGUGUGCGAAGAGGCUGUAAAUCGCGGUAGUCGCGACAACGUCUCAUGUGUAAUCGUUCAAUUCAAGAGUGGCAAGGACUACGCGGACACUGACCACCUUGAGGUAGUCCCAGGACCAUUUAGCCUGCCUAAAAAUGGUGUUUUCCGCAAAGUAUAUGGCAUCAUGGCGCAGAAGGCAGGCUGUACAAUUCACGAGGUCCUAGAAAAGCGUUACGACCAGCUUGUUUCCAUGGACAAAGAGCUUUUGCAGGAGGAGUGGCAAUGGUUCAAGGGCGGACCGCCUGCCAGCUUGAAGGGGAAGGAUCGCACACAGUGGUUUGCCGACCUGUUGGAGCAGCAUGCGGCAGAGAGUCCAUCGGACAGCCGAUCAGAGCAGCUGGAGCGUAUUCAGUUGCUACAGCAGCAGAUAGGUGUCCCACUGCCUGUCCUGCUUUCUUUGAUGGCAGGUCAGACGCAGGAAUAA